Molecule: messenger RNA, 1941 nt
Organism: Anopheles aquasalis
Lineage: Eukaryota; Metazoa; Arthropoda; Insecta; Diptera; Culicidae
Product: protein claret segregational-like
Biological process (GO): microtubule-based movement
Molecular function (GO): microtubule binding; ATP binding; microtubule motor activity
Source: RefSeq, a predicted model, not a curated record
AUGGAUUCUACCAAUCCUGGGAAACCCGUCGCUGAAACUCCCCUCGUCCGGACCGGGAACGGUCCGUUGGAAUCUCCUUCCCUGGCAAUGAAAUCGAAUGUGCCCAGCACAUCCACGACCAUCACCUCGAGCCAUUUCAAGCGUCCCCCGACCGCGUCCAACGGUAGCUGCGGUGUUCCAGCAAAAAUGCCCAAGAUGACCACGGGGUCCGUUGCCUCACAUGCCGCGUUGUUCAAAUCAACUGGCCAGAAGAGCGUAGCGAAACCUGCUGGAGCAGUUGGCGCAGCUGCUGCUCCACUGCGAAAGGCACCCCCGGUCUCCAAAGUGGCCAGUACGAUCAACAGGACGGCCGGUACGGGUAAAAAUGGUCCAACGGCUUCGAACGGACCGAAGAUAGUAAAUGGGGGAACGACGAGCGGCGUUGCAAAACAGGGAGUGGCCAAAUCAAUGAACAAACGAAUUCCACCCUAUGACUUCAAGGCUCGAUUCACUCACCUGCAGGAGAAGCACAAGGUGUUGCUGGAAAAGUAUAAGAAUAUAUGCAAAGAAUACGCAAGCCACGAAUCGCUGCAGGAUAUGUACGACGAGUGUUUCCAGGAGAUGAACGAGCUGAAGCAACAACGCGAGCAGCUAGUGUGCGAGCUGAGCGGUACACGCGACGAAAAGCGUUCACUGGAGGAAUCAAAUGCACAGCUUACCGCAGCUCUAGAGCGAUUGGAAUCUGAUCUAAAACUGUCUCGCGAUAAAUACACGGCAGUAAGUAAGGAGAAAGCCGAACUAAAGCGACAACUAGCGGAACUGGAAGAACGCUCAAACUUCUUAGAGACCAAGAACAUGGCCCUUGAAGAAACGAACGAUCGGAACGCGGAACUACUGUUCCAGGCAAACAUUGAGCGUAAGGAUCUGCACAACAUGGUCAUGGAUUUGCGGGGCAACAUUCGGGUGUUUUGUCGCGUGCGUCCACCACUGUUACCGUCGGAGGAGCAACGGAUCGAGUGUGGCUGGAAGUAUCUGGACGAGCAGUCGCUCGAGCUACUGGCCAUGGACGGUACUGGCAAACGGUACGAGUUCAGCUUUGAUCGCGUGUUCCAAGCACGCACCACGCAGACAGAUAUUUUCGAAAACGUGUCUCCUCUCAUCCAGUCCGCCCUCGAUGGCUACAAUGUGUGCAUCUUUGCGUACGGCCAGAUGGGAAGUGGCAAAACCUACACCAUGGACGGGGUGCCCGACAAUGUGGGAGUCAUUCCGCGUACGGUCGAUCUGAUCUUCAACGCGAUCAACGACUAUAAGCGCUUUGGCUGGGAGUAUGAGAUUCGAGUAAACUUCCUGGAAAUCUACAACGAGGUGCUGUAUGAUCUGCUGGACACAACUGGCACAUCGAAAGACCGUAAAAUACUGAGUACUAAGAACAAAACCGAUGUGUACGUGUCGAACAUCAUCGAGGAAACGGUCGAAACGCCGGGUCGACUCCAUCAGCUGAUGAGCAUCGCUAAGAUGAACCGUAGAACGGCAGCCACUGCCGGCAACGAGCGAUCGUCGCGGUCGCACGCCGUCACCAAGAUCAUACUCAUCGGUAGGCACCAGGAGAAGGGCGAGACGUGCGUUGGUUCGGUGAAUCUGGUCGAUUUGGCCGGUUCCGAGAGCCCCAAGACAAGCACGCGGAUGGACGAGACGAAGAACAUCAAUCGCUCGCUGAGCGAACUCACCAACGUCAUGCUGGCACUCAUGCAGCAUCGCGAUCACGUACCAUACCGCAACUCAAAACUUACGCACCUGUUGAUGCCGUUUCUGGGUGGCAACUCGAAGACGCUGAUGUUCGUGAAUGUGGCCCCGUUCCAGGACUGCUUCAACAAUACACUUGCUGCUUUGCACUUUGCGGAGCUCGUAAAAACAUGCAAAAUGCCAUAAAAUCGAAAAAACAAAGUUUUCUCGAUUGUAUAA